CCUCACCAUUCUGUGCUGCACUGCACAGCUCCUGGAAUCAUGGCGGAUGGUCACAGCAACAACAAUCAUGUCCCGGUUUUGCUUUCAUUUUCAUCGUUCUCGCGACCGUCUUCUGUGCCUGUUGGUUCUGGAUAUGAAGUGCUUAUUCAGAAGUUUUUGUCCAUCUACGGACGCCAGAUUGACCUCCAUCGUAAAUUUAUGAUUCAACUGUAUUCGGACGAGUGGACACAGUACAUUGAUCUCCCGAAAGGAUUUAUCAUAUCAGAGAAAUGCAAGCUACGAUUUGUACCUUUGGAAACCGAUGUGACAAUAUUGGGAAACCUGAUCCCGGCAACCACGGCAUUCUUCUGCUGUGACAUGCAAGAGAGAUUUCGCCCGGCUAUCAAGUACUUCGGUGACAUCAUCAGUGUGGGACAGAGACUGCUUCAGGGGGCUCGUAUCCUGGGCAUCCCGGUCAUAGUAUCGGAGCAGUACCCAAAAGGUUUGGGCAGCACGGUGCCAGAGAUGGACCUGACUGGCGCCAGGCUGGUGUUCCCCAAAACCAAGUUCUCCAUGGUGCUGCCGGAGACCGAAGCAGCCCUGGCAGACCUGCCCGGAGCCCGCAGUGUGGUGCUGUUUGGGGUGGAGACACACGUCUGUAUACAGCAGACAGCCUUGGACCUGCUAGCGAGGGGCUUCGAGGUGCACAUUGUCGCUGACGCCACUUCCUCCCGCAGUAUGAUGGACCGAAUGUUUUCACUCGAGAGGAUGGCUCGUACUGGGAUCAUAGUCACCACCAGCGAGUCGGUUCUUCUCCAGCUGGUAGGAGACAAGGAGCAUCCUAAAUUCAAAGAGAUCCAGAACAUCAUCAAGGCCAGCGCUCCAGAGUCAGGCCUGCUCUCCAAGGUCUAGCCUGGGCCACACAGGGUCGAUGAGAAGCCAGGAUCUCUCCUUAUUCGCUCAUCCAGAGUCAGAUGUGGACUUAUUCUCGUAGUAUUUAGAGUUGGGCUGGGGAGAGAGAUAACCUGAUCCUAAAUCUGUUGUUUAAUUAGUAUCUAAUGCUUAAUUUAAAAGGGUAAUUCACAGAAAUUAUGUAUUUACAUUGGCUCUUUUCCUUAUUUUGUCAGCGAUCUCUGAAGGAACGUCAUCAAUCCAUGCCUUGGUUUUGUUUACCUGCCAUCUUUUCAAGUGCAAAUGUUUUAGAAUUUGUGGCACAAAUCCUGUUACCUAUUAAGCAUUUUCUUCCAAAUCAUCCUCAACAGAAUGUAAAAUUUAUUGUGUAGUUUAAUUAAACUCAGAACUGUGGGUAGGGUCAUCUGAUCCGGUCUUUGCUUUAGAACCACUUCUACUUAUAAGCCUUGACCCACCAGGGGUCAGAUGAUAAUUGGGGAUGGACCAGUUCUCUUUCAGGCCUGGUAUGGGAUGUUCACUGGACUGGAUAUUAUUAUUAAAAAAAAGUACUUUAGGGAAUGACUUGAAUGAUACAAUUAUGCACAUUUAGCUGAUGCCGUUGUUAAUGGUGGUUAAUAAGCUCACUGGUAUGCACAGUCUGUUUCAGCUAGGUUAACUUUAGCUGGAGGUAUUUCGGGUAAAUCAGUAUGUCUGACUGUUAAAGAGGUUGUGGUACUAAUUAUAUUUAUGCACCAAGCUUAUCAGCAUGACUGAGCACAGGAGUGAGUACUUUAUGAGACUACUGUAUUUUGUCUAUGAGGGUAUUUAUUUAUACCAAUGCAUAUAUACAGUAUACUGUAUGUUUCAACAGACGAAGAAGAAUUACGCUUCAUUACUUAUUCAUUGGCAUAUUCUCAUAUAUCGGCCUGUAAUGAAAAGGGAAUUAACUAUUUAUAAUAGUUGAGACUUUUACUUUUGUGAACAAACAUGUUCACAAAAGGCUUCCCAGCCUGUGUAGUUUCAUCCAAAAAGAUUGAAGUGUGUGUGUGUGUGUGUGACCAACUACAAUGUUGUUGUUUAAACCAGCCUUCUCUGUGCUUCCGACAAUGUUCCUGUAAUGAGUUAGAAAAUAUAUCCGGUGCCUGUUCACUGUCUAAACUGAUUGUACGGUAUGACAGCUCUUGAAGGUACUUUUUUGUGGCAAUGUAGAUUUGUAAAUUGUUUGUGGGAAACACAUGAAUAAAUGUUUUCCUGUA
Molecule: messenger RNA, 2126 nt
Organism: Esox lucius (northern pike)
Lineage: Eukaryota; Metazoa; Chordata; Actinopteri; Esociformes; Esocidae
Gene: isoc1
Product: isochorismatase domain containing 1
Exons: 5
Coding region: 40-891 (283 amino acids)
Cellular component (GO): cytoplasm
Source: RefSeq, a predicted model, not a curated record